Molecule: messenger RNA, 2118 nt
Organism: Phyllostomus hastatus (greater spear-nosed bat)
Lineage: Eukaryota; Metazoa; Chordata; Mammalia; Chiroptera; Phyllostomidae
Gene: ZNF26
Product: zinc finger protein 26
Exons: 5
Coding region: 255-1862 (535 amino acids)
Biological process (GO): negative regulation of transcription by RNA polymerase II
Molecular function (GO): DNA-binding transcription repressor activity, RNA polymerase II-specific
Source: RefSeq, a predicted model, not a curated record
ACGAGCCUGCGGUGCUGGAUCUGGCGUGCUGUCAGUGGACGCGCGCGGGCAGGGGGCGUUCUCAAUGCCUGUGGCUGCGGAGCCGGCGGCAGCGCAGAGUUAGCUCGGCUCUGAGCGUGCGUUGCAGACCAGGACCUUGGCCAGCCGAGCCCUCCGUGGCCCGUCCGACCUCGGUCCUCCCGCGUCAGGGCCGCGGAACGGUACAGACCCUUAGCUCCGAGUUCCUCUGCCCAGCCUGCACGAAACAGCGCGGAAUGGCCACCGGGAUCCGGACAGCUUCGUGUUGGGGAUUGUUGUCAUUCAAGGAUAUAUCUAUGGACUUCACCUGGGAAGAAUGGCAGUUACUGGAUUCUGUGCAGAAGUACCUGUACAGGGACGUGAUACUGGAAAACUACCGCAACCUGGUGUCCGUGGGGUAUCAUGGUACCAAACCUGAUUUAAUCUUCAAGUUGGAGCAAGGAGAAGAGCCAUGGAUAAUAAAUGCCAAAAUUUCUCGUCCGCGUUGUUCAGAAGGUUGGAAAGAAUGGUACCAGAAAAAUCAAGAUGCACUUGAAAGUGUUGAGAGAAACUAUGCGUGUAAUGCAUUUGGAAAACUUCAUCUGAGCAAAACGCAUAGUUCUUCAAGACAGAGACUCCAUAAGUAUAACACACAUGGAAAAACUAUGACACAAAACUCAGGUUUAACCAGAAGCUGUCUCAGAAAGAGUCCUGAUAAGUUUCAUGGGUACGAACAAUCGUAUUUUCUUAAGCGUCAAAGAGCUCAUAGUAUAGAAAAAAACUGUAUCUGUGGUGAAUGCGGAAAAGCUUUUCGCUGCAAAUCACAGCUCAUUGUACAUCUCAGAAUUCACACAGGAGAAAGACCUUAUGAGUGCACUAAGUGUGAGAGAGCCUUCAGCGCCAAGUCAAACCUCAACGCUCAUCAGAGAGUGCACACGGGGGAGAAGCCCUACUCGUGCAGCGAGUGUGGGAAAGUCUUCUCUUUCAGGUCACAGCUCAUUGUCCACCAGGAAGUUCACACAGGAGGGAAACCUUAUGGUUGCAGUGAGUGUGGGAAAGCCUACAGCUGGAAGUCCCAGCUCAUUUUACACCAGAGAAGUCACACGGGAGUGAAGCCCUAUGAAUGCAGUGAGUGUGGGAAAGCCUUCAGCUUGAAGUCGCCGUUCAUUGUCCACCAGAGAACUCACACAGGAGUCAAACCCCAUAAAUGCAACGAGUGUGGGAAAGCCUUUCGGAGCAAGUCAUACCUGCUCGUUCACAUCAGGAUGCACACAGGUGAGAAGCCCUAUCAGUGCAGUGAGUGUGGGAAGGCCUUCAACAUGAAGACGCAGCUCGUUGUCCACCAGGGAAUUCACACGGGAAAUAACCCUUACCAGUGCAGUGAGUGUGGGAAGGCCUUCGGUCGGAAGGAACAGCUCACUGCCCACCUGCGAGCUCACGCAGGAGAGAAGCCCUACGGGUGCAGCGAGUGUGGGAAGGCCUUCAGCAGCAAGUCGUACCUCGUUAUACACAGGAGGACGCACACAGGAGAGAGACCCUACGAAUGCAGUUUCUGUGAGAGAGCCUUUUGUGGGAAGUCACAGCUCAUCAUACAUCAGAGAACUCACUCAACAGAGAAGCCCUACGAGUGCAGUGAGUGUGAGAAAGCCUAUCCUCGGAAGGCAUCACUUCAGAUCCACCAGAAAACUCACUCAGGAGAGAAACCAUUCAAAUGCAGCGAGUGCGGGAAAGCCUUCACCCAGAAGUCAUCUCUCAGUGAACAUCAGAGAGUCCACACAGGAGAGAAACCAUGGAAAUGUUCUGAAUGUGGGAAAUCCUUCUGUUGGAAUUCAGGGCUCCGCAUACACAGAAAAACUCACAAGUGAAAUGAGGAUGAAGUAGACGUUAGAAGCAGUCUAAUAAAACUUGCUCCUAAGGAGACUUCAGAUGAUAAUGUAGAAGGACAUAUAAGCAGAAAGUCUAAAAAUACACAUACUAACUUAAUAUAGGAGAGAAACCAAGCAUAUUUGGAGUGAGUGUGCAAAAGCUUUUAGAAAUGUCAUAUACAUGCUUUGUAGAUGAGAAUAAUGGAAGGAACCGAGCAGUAACUGUAUUGAAUGUAAUGGCAUCAUGAGGCAUUAA